AUGACCGACGACUUUUCCAAUCGUACUGAGAAAUUCAUAUCAUGGCUACAAUCUAACCAUGUCCAUGUUUCUCCCAAAGUUCAAAUCACCGAUCUUCGUUCAAUCAACCAAGGAAGAGGUUUAAUCGCAGUUCAGGACAUUAAACUUGAUGAAACCCUUUUCACAAUUCCCCGGAACAUUCUAAUCAAUGUCGCCAAUAACGCGUUGAUAAAGACAUAUCCUGAUCUAUAUGAGAAGCUACUCAAGCUAGACCAUUGGCAUUCACUUAUAAUCAUCCUUUUGUACGAAUGGAAAUGUAUAGGCAAAGCCAGUAAAUGGUCCGAAUAUUUGGACGUGUUACCUAUUAACGAUGAAGAGAACUAUCAGUUCGAUCAAUUGGUUUUCUGGAUGGACGAAGAAUUAGAAUAUUUGAAACCUAGCUUGAUUUUGCAAAGAGUUGGAAAAAAGCUGGGAUAUGACUUGUUUGCUAAAAUACAAUCGAUUGUACAAGAAUUGGGUAUUGUUGAAUUAAAAGAUGUCGCGUUGGACGUCUACGAGAAAGUAGCAGCUAUUAUUAUGUCAUAUUCGUUUGAUGUCGAACUGCCAGAUGCAACCGAUAGUGAUAAUGAAGACGAGGCAGAUUUAGAUGAAGAACAAGUCGACGGAAAUAUACUUAAAGAUGGAUACUUCAAGUCAAUGGUACCCCUAGCAGACACACUAAACGCCGAUACGAACCUCAAUAAUGCGGUAUUGACUUACAGCCCCACUGAUCUAAUCAUGACCAGUAUCAAAACCAUUAAGAAAGGCGAACAGAUUUAUAACACGUAUUCUGAUCAUCCCAACAGUGAAAUCUUGAGACGAUACGGAUAUGUGGAACCAAGCGGAUCAAAAUUCGAUUUUGGCGAGAUUCCACUCUUGACAAUCAAGGCUCAUUUUAUUAAAAAGUAUGAAAUAUCUGACUCAUUCAUUAAUGAAAUCCUAACUGAUAUUUCCAAAGCUUCCAAACAGAGCCAAGAAGAGGAUGUAGAGAAUGAUGAUGAAGUCGCUGAGAUUGUACUUGAUUCAUAUGAUUGUUUUAAGUCCCAUGAAGUGAUUAUGGAAUUUGUCUUCCUUAUUCAAAUCCUCACUAUUGUUUUCCAAACCAAUAGAUCCGAAUUGAACAACUCGGAUAUCUACAAACGUAUCUUCAAGAAAUGCUACCAAUUGGUUGAAUCCAAGAGAUUGACUAAUGGAUUUGUAGAGAAUUAUAAGGAAACAAUCGAAGAAAGAUUGUCAGAAUAUCCAAGGGUUGCUUCUGAACCAUUUGGAAAGUCUAUGGAUGUUGGGAGAAAAGCAAUGGCUGAAGCGGUUCUUAAGUCAGAAUAUCAAUCUUUGAAAAAUUGCUUAGAUGUUGAAAAGACCUUGAAAGAGACAUUGGGAAGUUAUAAACUUAUUGAAGACGAGAAAUUGAUUAGAAAUAUAGUUAAGAAAAGACCAACAGAGGAUGGUAGGUCUGGACAGAAAAAUAAAAAGUCAAAAAGAUGA
This is a messenger RNA of Hemisphaericaspora subhashii, 1503 nucleotides long. RefSeq names its product ribosomal lysine N-methyltransferase (gene RMS1). Gene Ontology annotation, biological process: peptidyl-lysine monomethylation. Gene Ontology annotation, molecular function: protein-lysine N-methyltransferase activity; protein binding. The record is from RefSeq and is a predicted model, not a curated record. Gene Ontology annotation, cellular component: nucleus. The transcript has a single exon. Lineage: Eukaryota; Fungi; Ascomycota; Pichiomycetes; Serinales; Debaryomycetaceae. Bases 1 to 1503 code for a protein of 500 amino acids.